AUGCAGCAUCAAGAUGCUUCAACAACAACUUGGAAUGGACGUUACACCCAGAUAUCAGAUAUCUUCAAGCAAGUGAUCAAACGGUUUUACCGACCAUCAGUGGACCUAUUUGCCUCACGAACCAGCCAUCUUUUGCCACAAUAUGUCUCUCGCCAUCCAGAUCCAGCAGAAAUAGCGACGGAUGCCUUUCUCAGCGAUUGGAGCAAGUCAGCCUCCGCACCUGAUAUCCUUGCCCUUCGAGCCCGAGAAGGAACAUCCGCUUCAGCACAAGCUACACCUAACCGUCUGGCCAGUAUCCGCGCUAUCGCUCAGAGGGACUUUCAACAGCGGCUACAGGAAUUCUCCUGUCCUCAUGAAGUGAGACUACCCAGAAACGAUAUUCUGGACCGUGGAACACUUGGGCAAGCUGGUGUAGUGAACGGUCGUUGUGUCCCUUUACUGCCCCUGUAAACUUUGUUCUGUCAUUUCUGGCUGAAUUGUCGGAAAAAGAGAAAUUAUCUUACAGGACUAUCGGUGUGUACAGGUCAGCAAUAUCUCAGACCCACGACCCAAUCGGUGCCCUUCCCUUAGGGGAACUACCAAUAGUAACACGGUUUAUGAAAGGGGUCUUCAGGUUAAAUCCACCUAAACCCAAACUUUGUUCUACAUGGAGAGUUAAAGAUGUGUUGGCGCAUAUGCAGGCACAAGCGUCAGUUAAGGACCUUGGUCUCAAAGAUCUUUCGUUAAAACUCGUUCUAUUGUUGGCAUUGACGUCUGCAGCACGUGCUCAUGAAAUAGCGGCGUUGGACAUGCAAUUCCUUACUGAGAAGGAAGAUUCGUGGGAAUUUUCCUUGGCUAUUCAUGUAAAGCAGUCCAGACCUAACCAUCCAAGCAGACGAAUUUACCUUCUGGCAUACCCAGUGAAUGAAAAGCUCUGUGUGGUUACGACCCUGAAGGAAUAUCGCGCCCGGACGGUCCGCGUUCGUAAGUCAUCAAAACUGUUACUUACAUUGGUGGCUCCUCAUGCACCCAUAUCCAGCCAGACUGUGUCCAGGUGGCUAAAAAGUGCACUGAGACUUGCUGGUUUUACACCUGAGUAUUAAAGUUCUAUUAAAUGUUCAGUUAAUGCUCAUGUCAGCAUACUUUGAAGUCUGCAACAGUAUUGUGAGUAUCAGUCGGAGAAGAAGUGAAGGAGAAAUGGAGUUUCCCCGGAGGGUAACUUACCUGAAGGGGGAGACGUAGUUCUGCGAACUUCUUCGUAGACUGAUAUGAGCAAUACUGUUCCCCAUUCAUAAGGAGAAAGAAACAUUGAUUAGUAGAUCAGUGGAAUAUAGUGCAUCUUUUCCUUCCCUUCCCUGUGCUUCCAUUCGCAUUCAAUUGUUUAGGUUGAUAAACGCCACGCGAUCAAAGAGGACAUUCGGGACAUGCGCAGUUCAUUUUAUUAUUUGUGGUAUCCAGACCUCUCGCCGCUCGAGAUCUGCAACAGUAUUGCUCAUAUCAGUCUACGAAGAAGUUCGGAGAACUACGUCUCCCCUUCAGGUAAGUUACCCUCCGGGGAAACUCCAUUUCCAGGCGACAACUGCCUGGUUGCAGAGACAUGUGGUCAAUUGACAUGUGGUCAAUUUUAA
Paramuricea clavata is the source of this 1607-nucleotide messenger RNA. The record is from the annotation of a GenBank genome assembly. NCBI's taxonomy places the organism in Eukaryota, Metazoa, Cnidaria, Anthozoa, Malacalcyonacea, Plexauridae.